Molecule: messenger RNA, 450 nt
Organism: Ostreococcus tauri
Lineage: Eukaryota; Viridiplantae; Chlorophyta; Mamiellophyceae; Mamiellales; Bathycoccaceae
Product: unnamed product
Exons: 1
Coding region: 1-450 (149 amino acids)
Source: RefSeq, a predicted model, not a curated record
AUGACGACGGUCGUCCUCGUCCUCGCCGCGCUCGCCUCGACCGCGCUCGCGGGGGAGUACGCGUGCACGGCGACGUGCGUCGGUGGCGCGGGUGGAAGCACGGGAUGCGGCGCGGGGUACGUCCUGAGCAACGCGUGCGGAUCCUCGGACUCGACGUACGAGGGGUGCGCGAGCGCCAAGUGCGACGCGGAGUGCGCGAACGCGACGGGGGCGAAGGCGAUCUUUGGAAAUUUCACGUGUUACAAUACCUCGAACGUGAUGAAAAUGACGGCGGCGGACGCGACGCAGCAGAGCGUGGCGAUGAACUGCGAACCCGCCGGGUCGCACGCGAUGCCGGGCUCCAUGUUCAUGGCGGGCGCGACGCACACGGCGUGCGACGCGAAGAGCGCCGCCGGAAGAGCGACGACGCUCGUCGUCGCCCUCCUCGCCUCGUUCGCUCUCAUGAUGUGA